Molecule: messenger RNA, 2267 nt
Organism: Scomber japonicus (chub mackerel)
Lineage: Eukaryota; Metazoa; Chordata; Actinopteri; Scombriformes; Scombridae
Gene: fastkd3
Product: FAST kinase domains 3
Exons: 7
Coding region: 117-2135 (672 amino acids)
Biological process (GO): regulation of mitochondrial mRNA stability; mitochondrial RNA processing
Cellular component (GO): ribonucleoprotein granule; mitochondrial matrix
Molecular function (GO): RNA binding
Source: RefSeq, a predicted model, not a curated record
AUCAUCAUGGCUGCAGCCUGCACCUCUCUGCUCCCGGUUUCUUCUCUCCUCUGAGCCUUUUCCUGCUGUCCUAAAGCUCCAGUUUCUCUUCUCUGGUCUGAGGAGUCGUGACUUUCAUGGCUUUGAAGCUGAUCCAGAGACGUCCGCUGCUCCGGCAGUUGGGGCUCCAGCGUUACCCUCCCGUCGUCCCCGUCUGCUCCUCCAGACUCCUGAGCAGCAGCAGCAGCCCUGCAGCUCCGCCCUCAUGCAUCACCUGCCUUUCCACAUCAGCCAGCCGCUGCAUCCAUAAACAGGGCUGCUUGAAGCUACAGCCGGACAGCAGUGGAGUGAGGAGCCUAGCAACCGUCGUCAGGGAGCCGUCCUUCAUCUCCAGCAGCUCCGUCGGACUCCACAAAGACUCGGCUCCCAGGUUUCGUCUGACCCAGCUGCACCGACCCACCGCUGCAGAGGAGCAGGCGUUCCAGCAGCGUUUGGAGAACUCGUCGUCGUCCCGGCAGGUUUUCAAACUCCUGCGAACGGUUGAGAUCAUAUCCGACACCAUGGCGGCCGCCGCGCUUCACCGUGUGGCCGAUUUGGAGCAGGAAGGCAACGCUCUGAAGGAUCCGGCCGUGCUGGAGAACGACACCAUCACGGCUUUGUGCUGCCAGCUGGAGAAGGACUCCGGGCGGCUGACGGAUGCAGGGCUGGUAUCGGCUCUACUGGCCUGCACUCGGCUCUUCCUGGAUCCUUGGAGCACGCUGAUGGUGCGGCUGGUGUCGGAGAGCCAGGAGAGGCUGGACCGGCGGCAGAUGAGCGUGGGGGAGCUGUGCAUUCUGGGUCAAGCCAUGCUCGCCGUGGAGGGUCGCGGCAGUGUGAUGCUGGACGAGGUGAUGGAGCAAAUCCAGAAGCAGGAGCCGGCUCAGUGGAGCUUAGCGGACCUGGAGGCGGUUUAUCGACUUCUGCAGAGCGGCGUGGGCGUAGACGGGAAAUACAGAGAUCUAUUGAACGCCAUGCACACUCACGCCGUCACCGUCACCUACCGGAUGAACCCCGCGGCCGUCAGCGGGCUACUCAGCGCCCUCGUCACCCUGAAGCAGAACCAGGCCAUGCCGCUGGUGAUCAGUCUGUGUAAGCAGGCGGUUCGGCACAUACCUCACUUCACCGACGACGAGCUCAGCCUGGUGCUCGUGGCGCUGAUGCACUUCGGCCACAGCGAUCAUUACUUCGUGGAGGCGAUGGAGAGGUACGUACCCAGGAUGGCGUUCACCUCCCACCCAGAGACGGUUACCAAGGUGAUACAGUUCUUCGGCCGGAGGAACAUCCUGUCCCCGGCGGUGUUCGACGCCGUCGCCGAGAGCUUCGUGUACCGAGCGGACGACUACAGCACCAGCCAGGUGGCGAGGCAGAUCGUGCCUUUCGGGAAGCUGGGAUACGUCCCGCCCAACGCUGCGGACUUGUUCAGGAAGGUUGAAUCCAUCCUGAGAACACGCUUCUCACACUUCCAGCCUCGCAUGCUGCUCAACCUGCUCCACGCCUGCAUCCUGGUGGAGAGGUUCCCCGUUAACUUCGUCUCCAAAGUUUUUAGCAGCUUCUUCCUCCAGCAGCUGGAAGAGGGAGGCACGAAAACGGAUCGGGUGGUUCUGGCGCAGCUGACUCAGCUCUACAUGACGUUGAAGUUAGAGUGUCCUUUCUACGAGGGUCCGAGGCUUCUCUCCAAAUACCGCAUCAAGUCUUUCCUCACAUCCGGACACACUGUGGAAACACCGGUGGACGUACAUCUGUACCACUCGGUCAAAUCUGGGCUGGUGGAUUUACUCGGAGCUCGAUCGUACUUUGGGUCUCGAGUCCUGACGCCGUGCUGCUACACGCUAGAUGUGGAGAUAAAGCUCGACGAGGAGGGAUACGUGUUGCCUGCCAGUCAGGAAGACGAUGUUUAUAAGAGGAUAGCCAUUUGUAUCGAUGGACCUAAAAGAUUCUCCACAAACAAGAGGCAGCUACUCGGGAAAGAGGCGAUUAAACAGCGACACCUGAGGCUGCUGGGAUAUGAAGUCGUGCAGAUCCCUUUCUAUGAGAUAGAAAAACUGCGAAACAGGACCAGUGUGGUUGAGUAUCUGCACCAGAAGAUCUUCCCACACAGCUACAGACUGAGCUGGUGAUGAUUUCAACAUCUCUAUCACAUCUUCUUCAGCUUAAUAAAACAGAUUAUUUAUUUUUGCUAAAAGACUCUUUGCCAUGACUUAAAUAAUAAUGUGUUUAAGUUAUUGAUUUAUGCACUUGCACAUAUUUAA